Molecule: messenger RNA, 640 nt
Organism: Ochotona princeps (American pika)
Lineage: Eukaryota; Metazoa; Chordata; Mammalia; Lagomorpha; Ochotonidae
Gene: EFCAB10
Product: EF-hand calcium binding domain 10
Exons: 4
Coding region: 30-428 (132 amino acids)
Molecular function (GO): calcium ion binding
Source: RefSeq, a predicted model, not a curated record
GUUGCCUAGCAACGGCCAGACGCGGAGAGAUGGAGGCAGCCAGUGGCCGGGAACGACAAGCGAGAGAAUAUUUAGAGAAACACAGGAUCAUGGAGCUGCUGAACCAUCUCACCACCGUCCUCCUGUUUUUCCGGCCAGAAAAACCAAGAGACUAUUUAAUAACUCUGUUGGAACGGGUGCGGAUUGCCAAAGAAACCGGUGUGGCUUUUCCCUUCUUUAUGGAUAACUCUAACAUUGUGGCCAUGUUUGAGAUGCUGGACUCCGCAGGCAGAGGUGCCAUCUCAUUUGUGCAGUAUAAAGAAGCCCUAAAAACCUUGGGUCUGUGUACUGAAGAUGAAGUUUUAAAAGGUGAAGGACAUAUAGUAACUUUGGAUCAGUUCAGGGAUGAAGUGAACAAGAGGACUGAGAAAAUAUGGUCAUCAUUUUAAUAAUGCCCUAAAUCCAGGAUAAUAAUAAAUGAUUCUAAAACUUUCAUUUGCCCAGUUUCAUUAAUUUAGAAUUUCAUCAUACAAUUAAAAGGCCAACAGACUUCCUCUUUGUUUAAAAAAACGUUGUUAUUAGUUUUUUUCUGAAGACACAUCAUUUCCCAGUGUUGGGCCAGUUUGUCCUCAAGUUAAGUAAAAUCUCCACAUCUUGUUGA